ACAGAGGAGCAGCAGGAGGACCGCUGAGAAAUAUCGGGGUACAUUAUUCAAAAUAAACAGCACUGUCUGAAUGGAAUAAUGUCAACGAGCGUGCGAGAAAAUUAAACUCUUCAUUUUAAUUAGUACGCAUUCUUCAGGUAGUACUUUAUGGAAUUAUAUUGGGAUGCGUUUUGGGAGACUCACUGGCCAGUCAGUUCACAGGAUGAAGUCUCAUGGAAAAUCUCAACACCAACCGACUGAAAGACAUUUGGAGUUUGCUUCCAUAUGUUUUUCUAUGAAUUUUCUAGUUUUGUCAUAGUUUAUUUUUCUGAAACUAAAUAGGUUUUAAGUUACAUUGGACAUUUUAAAGACACAAAAUCAUGCAUCUGGGCAAAGCACUUUUAUUCUUCCUUCUGUUAAAUAGUGUAACCACUAUCUUCUCCCUGUCCACCUGCACCACCGUGGACAUUGACAACAUAAAGAAGAAGCGAGUGGAGGCUAUUCGGGGUCAGAUCUUGAGCAAACUGCGCCUCACCAGUCCUCCUCAGGCUCUGGACCAAACUCAGGUACCCUAUCAGGUGCUGGCUCUCUACAACAGUACCAAGGAGCUGAUAGAGGAGCUGGGCAGGGAGAGACAGCAAAGCUGUGGUCAAGACAAUACAGAGACCGAGUACUAUGCCAAGGAGAUCCACAAGUUCAACAUGAUCCAAGGGACACCUGAAAACAAUGACCUUCCUUACUGUCCUAAAGGCGUGACAUCUAAAGUGUUCCGUUUCAACGUCUCAUCUAUGGAGAAGAACUCCACCAACCUGUUCAGAGCAGAAUUUCGGGCACUGCGAGUGCCAAACUCCAGUGCCCACAGGAAUGAGCAGCGCAUUGAGCUGUACCAGAUACUUAAAGCUGACGAGCACAUUGCGAAACAGCGGUAUAUCGGUGGGAAGAAUGUCCUGACCAAAGGGACGCCUGAAUGGGUCUCCUUUGAUGUCACUGAGACCGUCAGAGAGUGGCUUACACACAGAGAGACAAACCUUGGCCUGGAGAUCAGUGUACAUUGUCCCUGUCACACUUUCAACCCCAAUGGCGACAUCAUCGAGAACAAACACGAAGUGCUGGAGGUCCGAUUCAAAGGUAUGGAUGCAGAUUAUGAUGAGCCUCGUUUAGAUGUAAGCCGGUUAAAGAAGCAAAAGGAGCAAGUCUUACCCCACCUCAUCCUGAUGAUGCUGCCUCCCAACCGCCUGGACGUGCCACCUACUUCCAGAAGACGCAAGCGUGCACUGGAUACCAGCUACUGCUUCUCUAAUUACGAGGAGAACUGCUGCGUGCGCCGUCUCUACAUCGAUUUCCGUCAAGACCUGGGCUGGAGAUGGAUCCACGAACCUAAGGGGUACUACGCCAACUUCUGCUCAGGACCAUGCCCAUAUUUGCGCAGUGCUGAUACCACACACAGCUCGUUGCUGAGCCUGUACAACACUCUGAACCCAGAAGCAUCAGCUUCACCCUGCUGUGUGCCUCAGGACCUCGAGCCUCUUACCAUCCUCUACUACGUGGGACGAACACCUAAAGUGGAACAGCUUUCCAACAUGAUUGUUAAAUCCUGCAAGUGCAGCUGAGAGCCUGGACGUGAAUGGCAGCCCCCAAAAAACUCACAGCAUGAAUCAGGGAGUCAGGGAAGCCAGAACUGGACUUAUAUAUACCUCUGUGCAUCCAUUUUUGUUUUACUGAGACCCUGGAGCAUGAUGCUUUCAAACACUACAUUGCUAACAAGUUUUGUUUUAAGGGGGUUUUGCCAUCAAAUGCUAAUCGGACCUCAGCAUAAACCAUUUGGACUGUUUGUUUUCUUCAUUUUUCUGUAUUUGUACCUCUUGCACCUGUACCUCUUGCUUUUCCACCACACGUCUCGGGCAUUUCUGAACCAGCUGAGUGACGUCAGAUAGACAAUGCUGUUUUAGUGAUUUAUGCAGGAGCUGCUUUAUUCACAGUGACUCAGCAGCGGCGAUCAAGACACAAAGGAGGAUUGAUGAUGCCUGCUGGAGUUCUACAACAGAAAAACUUAAUGUUGUCUGCCUGCAGUUGUUGGGUUUGUGUUGUGCUGUGGUUUGCAGUGUGCCACACUGUUUGUUCACAAUACAGGCGAACAGCCAACAAUGCAAAUGUCACAAAUGGUGUAAAUAAUGAUAAACAUGCUGGAAUGCUAAUUUUCAAAAAAUGUUUUGUUUCAAGUGUUUACCUCUGUUACACACCAGAAUCUGAGCUUUGAGGAUAUUUGAUUAUUGGGCCUUAAUGGAAAUAAUGUAUGACACCAUGUGAACCUAAAACUGUAAAUGUUUUUACCUGCUAUUACCC
Molecule: messenger RNA, 2322 nt
Organism: Trichomycterus rosablanca
Lineage: Eukaryota; Metazoa; Chordata; Actinopteri; Siluriformes; Trichomycteridae
Gene: tgfb3
Product: transforming growth factor, beta 3
Exons: 7
Coding region: 360-1589 (409 amino acids)
Biological process (GO): regulation of cell population proliferation; transforming growth factor beta receptor signaling pathway
Cellular component (GO): extracellular region
Molecular function (GO): transforming growth factor beta receptor binding; cytokine activity; growth factor activity
Source: RefSeq, a predicted model, not a curated record